CUCGACAGAAUAACCACGGAUCCAAUCAUAUCGACGGAGAACAUUGUGUUCUCUCCGUCGCGCUCACCACCGCCCGUCGACCACUACCUAACGCCGGUACUGGAGCCCGCCGCAGUCCCAACGGAACGCGACCCAUUGAUAGGGACUGCACAGAAAGUCAAGAAGCCAUUCUAUCGUGCCCGCCCAUUAUGGCUGGUACCAUUUGCACUAAUUGCAUCUCUUACUCGCGGCAUGACGCUGGCGUCCCGUGUGGAAGUCUUUACACAACUAUCAUGCCACAGUGUAUACGAGCACUAUAAUCACACCCGCGUGGUACCGAGCUACUCUUCGUUCAACUCAAGCCAUUACGUAGUCCAUCUCGUAGAACCCCAUUCGAUCUCCGUGCAUUUAGCAUCAUCACCUAUCCACACUUCAGGCAAAAUCCACGCAAAGCGCGAUGUCGAUGACUCAGAUGAAGAUCCCCGUGUGCUACCAGGCAAAAAGUGUGUUUCAGAUCCCGCCGUUCAAGCAGGUGCUGCACGCCUGCAGACUAUGAUGACCACAACGAUGGGCGCACUCUCGGCUCUUACAACCGGCUGGUGGGGCCAGUUUGGGGAAAGGCACGGCCGCAUACCCAUUCUCGCUAUCUCCACCUUCGGACUCUUGCUUAUGGACCUCACAUUUAUUCUUGUAUCAACACCUCACAGCCCCCUGGCUGUACACUCGCAUAAGCUGCUCAUCCUUGCACCUAUCAUCGAAGGCUCUCUUGGAGGAUGGUCGACCUUGACCGGUGCUAAUACGGCCUACAUUGCCGAUUGCACAUCUCCUGGUUCCCGCGCAACUAUUUUCGCUCGUUUUACUGGCGUCCUUUCUAUCGGACUUGCUCUCGGACCCGUAAUCGGUGCAUGGUUGAUCAGGAAUCCGAUACCUUUCCUGAGUGCUGGAAAUAUCGAUCACCCACUACAAAGCGUCACAUCUGUCUUUUGGGUGGCGAUUACUUGUUCUUUCGUGAACUUGAUUUUAGUGCUCUUUGUGUUCCCCGAAUCUCUUCCCGCGUCUCGCAGAGCAUCAAAUAGGAAAGGUAAGGGUCGAGCUGUUGAAAGUGAUCCAGAAUUCCCUAGCGGUACGUGUAUCAUUGAGUUGGCUACCUUCGUUUUUAUAGGUAAGGUCGACGAGCUCUCCAAUGGAUGGAUUGCAACUCGCAUCAUCCGAAGCUUUCUAUCGCCCCUCGCUGUCUUCCUUCCGUCCCAUGUACCUGUACCUGUAGCUGCCAGCGCCACUGGAGACUCAGUUGUGUCCUCUCGCACGCGGAAAGACUGGGGUCUGACGUUCAUCAGCAUGUCGCUCUUCUCGCACAUGCUGGCAUCAGGGAUAUUCCAGCUCAAGUAUUUAUAUGCUGAGCAUAUCUAUGACUGGGCAGCCGAACAACUAAGCUACUAUAUCUCCUUCAUGGGAGCCUGCCGUGCUUGGCACUUACUCGUCUUCCUGCCAUUCCUUCUUCUAAAGUUCAAGCCCGUUCGUGCUCCGGUUUCCUCUACAGACACACCCACGAAUCCCACGUCAAAGCCCAAACCCACAAAGUCUCACCUAUUCAAUGAAAUGCGAUUCGAUCUGCGCGUCGUGCGGUACUCCAUGCUUAUGGACUUCCUUUCGCAUGCGCUUGUUGUCAUUGCGCCUCUGCCCUCUCCCGAUGGGAGUGAUGUUUGGUGGUCGCAGGCCAUGUUUGUUGGUGCAACAUCACUCUCGUCCAUUGGUGCGGGGGUGAUGCCAGCCAUGCAAAGCCUCGCAUUGUGCACCCUCCAGGGUCGUGCGCUUGCUGCUAAGGAAGCUGCUGCCCGUACAGGCGAGGCUCAGGAGCACGAUAAUGAUGUUGAGUUGGAGCCUGGAAAGCUUUUUGGCGCUCUCGCUGUCCUGCAAGCCAUCGGCCAGACUAUUCUUGGACCCAUGAUUUUUGGUCUCAUCUACAGCAGCACUGUAGCCUCCUUCCCAAAGGCCAUUUUCGCAACGGCCGGUGGCCUGGUACUGUUAUCAAUCAUGUUCACUCUCCUCGUC
Messenger RNA from Suillus fuscotomentosus, 2031 nucleotides. RefSeq lists its product as uncharacterized. Gene Ontology annotation, biological process: transmembrane transport. The record is from RefSeq and is a predicted model, not a curated record. The transcript has 8 exons. Gene Ontology annotation, cellular component: membrane. The annotation marks the transcript as partial. Lineage: Eukaryota; Fungi; Basidiomycota; Agaricomycetes; Boletales; Suillaceae. Gene Ontology annotation, molecular function: transmembrane transporter activity.